AUGUGGUCCCCGCUGAACGGGAGAACUUCACUGAGCGAGGCGGAGCUGUGCAGCGCGUGCGGGGAGCUCAUCGCCGACCGGUUCUUGCUGCGUGUGAGCGACAGCUCGUGGCACGCGCGCUGCUUGCGGUGCUGCGUGUGUGGGACACCCUUGGACCGGCAGCCGUCGUGCUUCGUGCGACACGGAAGCGUCUACUGCCGCCACGACUACGUCCGCCAGUUCGCUGCCAAAUGCGCCAAGUGUAGCCGGGCCAUCGGUGCCUCGGACUGGGUCCGCCGCGCCCGGGAGCAGGUCUACCACUUGGCCUGCUUUGCCUGUGACGCCUGCAAGCGGCAGCUUUCCACUGGCGAAGAGUUCGCACUGCAUGACGGACGGGUGCUGUGCAAGAGCCACUACUUCGAGCUGCUCGACGGGGCUUCCGGAUCCAACGACGAGAACAGUGAACAGGAGUGCGGCUCAGGAAGCUCUGGUGGCGGCUCAGGUGGUGGAGGCGGCUCCAAAGCCAAGACGAAGCGAGUGCGUACAACCUUUACCGAGGAGCAGCUGCAAGUGCUGCAGGCCAACUUCAACCUGGACUCGAACCCGGACGGACAGGACCUGGAGCGCAUUGCGCAGAUCACGGGGCUCAGCAAGCGCGUCACCCAGGUGUGGUUCCAGAACUCGCGCGCCCGUCAAAAGAAGUACUUCAACAACCAGGCCAAGAAAGUGAACACUGUGAGUGGAGGUGCGGUGUCCGCCGGUCCGGCCUGCUCCGGUUGUGGCAUGCUGUACUGCCUGUGCGCGCACCAGGGCCUGCCCAUGGGACAGGUGACGUGACCAAGUGCUCUACCGGGGCCCGGCCGAGAGUGCUCUAACCCGGCCACUUCACUCAGCCGGGACCCGGAAUCGUGCGGCAACUGCGCUGGUGCCGCCUGUGGCCUCCGAUGAACGUGCUGUGCAUGGACAACGCAAUGGCAGAACUCAGAUGCACGAAAUGUGUGAGCGGCUCGAGCCGUGUGCCAGGACGUACGAGCAUCUGGGCGGAACUUGCUCAUUCGAUGUCGAAAUGCGGUGGCGUGACCUUUUUACUCGGACACUACAGACCGAGCGACGUAACAGACACUCCUGCGAUGGCUAUAACUGCCGAAAAGGUGGCUCCUAACGUUUUCACGUCGAGUGUAUUGAAUUCAGACGUUCCAUAUGCCUUCUGGGCAAGAACAAGCUAGAAAUGCUGUAAUUCUUCGUGCAUUCGCCAUGAUGACCUAAUCUGAAGGCGGCGCCUAUUGUCACAGAGUGCAAGAGCCGAGUGCCGGCCUAGUCGCGCGUGUUGUAGUUCAGUCGAUAUCAUGUCACACAGACAGCGAUGGAAGCUGCAGCUCGGCGCUUCAUCCUCUCCACUAAUGGUUCCGCGCCGUGAAUGAAACUGCUUACCUCCUGCGGUCAGGGUAACCUGAUUCUGUAGUCGUUGUUUUCGGUUACCAAGGAGCACCUAAACUCGAGGCGCUGAGAACGCUAGCGCGCUGUCCGCGCAGUGACGAGAUCCAAUUAAUGGUAUUAAGGUUUACUUUUCAUGCGUGUUUAUUUUUCUUACGGGAGGGACGCCCAAGUUUACUUCAGAAACGUCUGUUUUCGAAGUGAACUCGCGCAAGCACACAAGCGAGCACUCCUUAAUUCAUGAGCAGGCGCUGACAUCCAAGUAUUUAAGGGAGGUCGCCCACAGUGGCUCUUGUUUGAACGUUCGGUGCACCUCAGAGAAGCGCGGACGUCAAAACGUCUACAAGAGAAAAAGAAUUGUGAAAUGCGAAACUAGAUCGCAUAUUCUUCGCCCUUUGUUUCUUUACCUUUUAGCGUGCCUAGC
Rhipicephalus sanguineus (brown dog tick) is the source of this 1837-nucleotide messenger RNA. RefSeq names its product LIM/homeobox protein Awh (gene Awh). The record is from RefSeq and is a predicted model, not a curated record. Bases 1 to 816 code for a protein of 271 amino acids. The transcript has 5 exons. Gene Ontology annotation, biological process: neuron differentiation; regulation of transcription by RNA polymerase II. NCBI's taxonomy places the organism in Eukaryota, Metazoa, Arthropoda, Arachnida, Ixodida, Ixodidae. Gene Ontology annotation, molecular function: RNA polymerase II transcription regulatory region sequence-specific DNA binding; DNA-binding transcription factor activity, RNA polymerase II-specific. Gene Ontology annotation, cellular component: nucleus.